AUGCACGUGAAGCGGCAUAAUGCGAAGUUGAUGGAGUGGUACGACGCCCAGCUCGGCAUUCAGCUGCCCUUCUCCCCCGUCUUCUUCGAGUUGAAGCAAGAGGAGCGGCAGGCGCCGCUGAUCCUGCUAACCUUCUGCACGGUGCGGGAGCCAACGCACCGCAUGGCGAUCACUGUCGAGGAGCUCUACGAGCCACAGACAGCGGCGGCGUAUAGAGAGGCUAGUCUCGGCCGGAUUGCCGACUGCGCCAAGAUUGUAGGGCAAUCGACCACGCGCAUCGGUAGCAAGGAUCAUCCAGCAGCGGAGUACUGCUACGUCGAUGACCAUCAGGCCAUGAACUGUGUCUUCUCCAUCUUCGUAGUACACAGGCGGCUCGCGGUGACGGUGCAGUACGUGGCCCCGACUCGCGUGCGCAGCGUGAUGCCGACAGCCGUCUACGACAUUGUGCGCUUCCUUGCCUUUGCCACGCCGUCUCCGUCACCGUCGUACCUUCUCGUGUCUGAACCGCGGCUAGGCCUGGGGUACCACCUGCCUCUGGACUUCCUCGUCCACGAGGGCCUUGCGGAGAGCGACGGCGUCGAGGACCGCCUCUUCACCUCCUCUAUGACUGCCGGUGGUGGCGGGCCUCUGUCAACCUUCCCCGGCGGCAUCAAUGCACCCCAGCCGUACACACGAGGUACUGCAGGUGCGGACGAGGCCGCAUACCCGCCCUACUGCCAUCCCUCUUGCUACUACACUGGCCACGCUGGCGGCGGCGGCGAUGAAGGCGCGUGGAUGGUGCCAUACGCAACGGCGAUGAGUCGUGGAGGUCGCCGCAUGGGGCUCAUUGCUUCGUACGAGCCAGCGGGUGUCGCCACGGCGACGUGCACCCUCGACGGCGGCGGCGCGGCAGCUGCGACGAGUGGCAGCGGGGUCCCGUAUGCAUGGCAAACGUACCUCGAACAGCAGGUGUGCAAGGCUGUGCGCCAGCUGGGCCUCGUGCUUGGCAGCAGCGAUGAUGACUGUGCACCGCACGUCGUCUUUCAGGCCCCCGACGCCGCGCACCCGCCUUCGCGCCAGACGUUGCUGGUAGAGCCGUACCCGCUGUCGAUCGCGCUCAAGGGGAACUUCAGCGCUGGUGACGAUGCCCGCGAGGAGGACAGCGACGCAGUGGCGCUCGUCACCGCCUUCUCCCUCUUCCGCGAAGUGCGCGUGGACGUUAACAGUGCCUAUCUGACCCUCGUCCCGGACGCGUUAGAGAGCGUUGCUGCUGCUGCUGCGGCUGCUCGCUCGCGGUCUUUCACGGGGGUGGCCGACUUGACGGCUUGCACCGUUAAGGCGUACUGGAGCGCCUUCUACGUGCCCGUCGGCACGGCAUGCGUGAGCUUCCACUUCAUUGCCUCGGCGCUGCGGCACACCUCGACGGAGUUUGUUUCCUUUUGUGCCGCCGUCAUGAACUCUGUGUCGCUCGGCAACCACUACGGCCAGAGCGUGUCGGUGCUGUACUGCAACAUCCGGCAUGACGUGCUGCCUUUCCGUCUGUCGCUGCCGCCGACUGGGAUGGCGACUGUCGAGGAGCCCAUGCUGGCUGAUCCACUCUGUGUGGUGCAGGCCACGUACGGGGUGGAGAAGGUCGGCGUGACAGUGCGCGUGUUUCCGCUCUUCACGUCUACCACGUCACCGGUAGAGGACGGCAGCAGUGGCGGCGGUGGUACUGGCUUUGCUGCGGCCACGGCAACGACGGAUGGCCGGCCCCUGACGCCGUCCAAGGCGCUCCCACCGCGCCCCAUUGCAGAGCGCCGAGGUACUCGUCAACGCUCCAUCUUCCGACAACUGCAGCACAUGAUCCGCUACUACCUUUCCCAGUUCCCCGGCGGCGUGCACAUUGUGUCACAGGAGCGCACUACGGUGGACGCGAUGCCGGCCAUCCGUGUGUGCUUCAAGCCUCUGUGGUACGCGGGGGACAUUGGGGACGGAGGCGCGCAACGCACCGGCGGGGGUAGCGGCAGCGCCGCGCCACCGGCGUCCUCAGUGACCAGCUGGGACGAGGCUUGUGGCGGUGGUGGUGGCGGUGGCAGCUCGCAGGCCACGUCCGACUGGGUAGGGGCCCGGGAUGCCCUGUUGGAGGAGGAGAUCGGCCAGCUGAACCCCUUCGCGCAGUACUUCCCACCUCCACCCCCGCCAGCGAGCUACCUCUGGGGCCAGCAACAGCAGCCACAACUCACGCCUGCGUCCUCCGGCACGAUCGGGAAGGCGAGCACUUCAGUGACAGCUGCGUCGUUGCGGAAGGCCGCUGUCGCCGGUGCUGCGGCGAGUGGUGGUGCCGAGGCAAGCACGAGGGACGAUCAGGAGAGUCAGCCCUACUACGGACCGCGGGGUGACGAGUUGCAGCACUCGCAAGAGGAGCUGGACGACCCGCUGCGCGUCGCCAUCGUCGUCUGCUGCGAGGGCAAUGCCUUCCUCUUCCAGGCUUCUGCCUCUGAGUACACGCUGGGCAUGUCAAUGCAAGCGGUUCAAACACUUGCGAUGUACUUGGCACCCAUUCCGCGCGGUAACUGA
Leishmania major strain Friedlin is the source of this 2538-nucleotide messenger RNA. RefSeq lists its product as hypothetical. Lineage: Eukaryota; Euglenozoa; Kinetoplastea; Trypanosomatida; Trypanosomatidae. The transcript has a single exon. Bases 1 to 2538 code for a protein of 845 amino acids. The record is from RefSeq and is a predicted model, not a curated record.